Messenger RNA from Camelina sativa (false flax), 672 nucleotides. The record is from RefSeq and is a predicted model, not a curated record. NCBI's taxonomy places the organism in Eukaryota, Viridiplantae, Streptophyta, Magnoliopsida, Brassicales, Brassicaceae.
AUGGCGGAUCCACUAAGCUCCUCCUCAAACAAAAAAAGCUUUCUUCGUCGUAGAUCUGUCUGGACAAAACUCCAAUUCUGUACUCUCUCUCACUCUCUAAUCUCACCUUCUCUUGUCUCUAUCAUUCCUUCUCAGUUUAUUGCGAAUCACAUCAAGGGAAAGACUCUGUCAACGAAACAGAAACUGACUUCGGUCGCUUCGGACAGAACUUGGGAAGUGGAAUUGGACGGCGGGAGAUUCGCCGGCGGAUGGAAAGAUUUCUCCGUCUUCCACGCUGUUCGUGACGACGACGUUUUGAGUUUCAGGCACGACGGUGACAUGGUCUUCCACGUCACACCCCUCGGACGCAGUUUCUCUCAGAUACACUUAGUCUCUUCUUCUUCUACCUCUGGCUCUGACGAUGAGCACCACACUUUUGAUGAUGAUGAAGACGACAGUGUGGAUGUUGGAGAUGAUGAUGGUGAUGAUGACAAUUCGAUAUCAGAAGAGGAUUUAUAUUCAAAGAAACUUUCGUCGAAGAAGAGAGCAAGAACUGGAAAAGAAUAUUCAUCGGAAGAGUCUUAUCUUCUUGCGCACGUCACACCUUCAAGCCUUCUGAGAGAUACUUUGGUGUGUACCACUUCACUUGACUCCUUAAUACAAUUUUUAGUUCAAUUCUGUUUCAUAUUUUAA